This is a messenger RNA of Moneuplotes crassus, 738 nucleotides long. The record is from the annotation of a GenBank genome assembly. Lineage: Eukaryota; Ciliophora; Spirotrichea; Euplotida; Euplotidae.
AUGGAAGAAGGCAAAAAGGACCAAAUAGAGGUGUUGUAUGAUAAGACUAUUAAGAAUCAAGAUCAUCUUUUUAAAUUAAUCAUCAUUGGAGACUCUGGAGUUGGCAAAAGUUGUCUGCUAUCCAGAAUCAUGGAUAACACUUUUAAAGAAGAACACAAUGUCACUAUUGGUGUUGAAUUUGGAUGAUUUAUAGUCAAAGUCAAUAAGUCUGUCAUUAAACUCCAAAUUUGGGAUACUGCUGGACAAGAGUCUUUUCAGUCAAUCACAAGAAUAUUCUACAGAGGAGCUAAUUGUGUGUUCCUCACUUAUGAUAUUCAAAGAGAAGAAUCUUUCUUAAACAUAAAGAAAUGGCUGAAAGAAGCUAAGGUCCAGUCAGAUCCUGAUACACUGUUUUAUCUUAUUGGUAACCAAGCAGAUUGCGAAGACACUCGAGCAGUAACAAAACAAAGAGCAGAGGAGUAUAAGGUAAAGAUGAAACUUGAUGGCUUCUAUGAAACAUCUGCUAAGAAUGGCCAAAACGUAGAGUCUGCAUUCAUUGACUCGGCAAGGAAAUUGUAUAAGAUGACAACAGGAGAGGAUGAUAGCGAUAUGAUGCCCUCUCUAAGUGGAACCUCAACCGACACACAACAUGGACCUUCAAAAGCUAAACCGGAAAAGAAAGAAUUUACUAGGUUAAAAGUAGCAAAGCAUGCUUCAGGAUCGGAUAUAUCAGGGAAGAAAAAGAAGAGGUGAUGUUAA